AUGUACGGCACGCUGGCCAGAAUCAACCAGCUGGUUAUUGUGAGCUAUAAAAUUGUUUACUUAUUUUUUGGGGUAUUUGGAAACGCAUCACUUAUUUAUCUGAUCGCAAGAAGAAAAAAGCUUCAAACAAAAUCAUCGAUACUUCAAGCAAUUCAAUGUUUAUGUCAUAUAAUAUGCCUCAUUGGUACUCAAGUUGACACUGUUCUCACUAUACUCGAUAUAAAGCUUCCAAGAAACCAAUGUUAUACCAAAGUUUCAAUUUACACAUUUUUCGAAACUGUACAAGCAAUGAUCAUGCUUUUCCUAGUUGUGGAUAUUUUAGUAAUUGUCAAGUUUCCAAGAUUUUACCAUACUUUUUCAACCGAAUGGUAUAUUAUUCUCGCACUAAUUCUUCCAGUGAUUUUUGGUAUAAUAUUUUUCAUUUGGGGAUUCAUAGAAACAGAUGAUGAAAUUGUUAUAUUUUGUAAUCCGCCACUUGGAUUGAACAUUACUGCAAGCACUUGGUUCUUUAGAUAUAUUCUUUUCCUCAAUCUCCUUACUCUCAUUGUUUUUCUAAUUUUGAUUAGAAUUUUUUAUGCUAAAGAUCAAGCAAAACGUGGGGAUUCGUGGAAAGUCAUGAAACGACUUCAAAUAUCUGUUGUAAUUUUUGUGUGCUCCUGGUUUAUAGCACAAUCAGCUAACUCUGUGUUCAUCGCAUUGGGAAUUACAGGAGAGACGUUCAAUUUUCUCGUAGCUAAUGUGUCCUUCUUUGUCUUGCUCUCAUUCAGUCAAUCAUUUUAUGUAAUAAUCUGGAAAUCGAAAGAAUAUCGUCAACACUUCAAGUCUCUUUGGUGUUUCGGGUCCACUGGAUCUCGAGACGUCACGGGGGCUCAUUCUUCAAUCAAACCUGGCCCGAUUGCAAUGAUUUCUCGAACUUUUUAG
This is a messenger RNA of Caenorhabditis elegans, 921 nucleotides long. It is a transcript of the gene srsx-6, whose product is annotated as G-protein coupled receptors family 1 profile domain-containing protein. The record is from RefSeq and is marked reviewed. Gene Ontology annotation, molecular function: G protein-coupled receptor activity. The transcript is spliced from 7 exons. NCBI's taxonomy places the organism in Eukaryota, Metazoa, Nematoda, Chromadorea, Rhabditida, Rhabditidae. Gene Ontology annotation, cellular component: membrane. Bases 1 to 921 code for a protein of 306 amino acids. Gene Ontology annotation, biological process: G protein-coupled receptor signaling pathway; signal transduction.